This is a messenger RNA of Penaeus vannamei (Pacific white shrimp), 750 nucleotides long. The record is from RefSeq and is a predicted model, not a curated record. Lineage: Eukaryota; Metazoa; Arthropoda; Malacostraca; Decapoda; Penaeidae.
AUGGCGUGGGGAUUGCAUGCUGUCCUGGCUGCCAUCUGGCAGGCCGGUACCGUUCCCUAUGACCUGUUGAGGGGACAAGACUCAGGCCGCCACAAGAGCACAGGACCAGAAGGAAGAAAAAAGAAAACUACAGGUUCCUAUCUUCCGGCCAUCGCCUUCCAAGAGAUGAUAACUGUAUUUCUCCUUGUAAGAUUUAUGAGGAUGUAUGAGCACCAUAGUUUCGUGAAGCUGCAUAGUUACAGUUAUAAGUACGUAGACCUCUCUGACAUCGGCAGGCUGCGGCUUCCGCCCCAGUUCAUAGGGCGUUGUCGCUGCUAUAUAAGUCCCUGCUGGAUCCUCCCAGGCACCAGCGUCCUUCCCGCCGUCUCAGAAGAUCCAGGACCCCACUCGCCCUCCAGCAUGAUGAAGCUUGUCGUCCUCGCCCUCGCUCUGGCAGCAGCCUCCGCUGGCGUCAUCCAACACCCAGGCCUUGGCCUUACCUACGCAGCCGCCCCUCUGGUGCACGGCGCCGUCCCUCUCGUCCAGCCCGCCCCUCUCACCUACACCGUCGGCGCCGCCCCCGCCCUCGUCAACCCCGCGCCCUACCGCGUCCACACCGGCGUCAAGACCGUGGUCGCCGCCGAGCCCGUGGAGCAGCACGGCUACGUCAUCAAGUACUAGGGCGUCGCGACGCCGCCGACGUCCUGGGCAAAGGGGACGAGGCAGCGCCGUGCCACCGACAGCUAUGCGAAGCAGCGCCCUCGACUAGUG